This is a messenger RNA of Panicum hallii, 1061 nucleotides long. Its product is annotated as transmembrane protein 147. The transcript is spliced from 7 exons. The record is from RefSeq and is a predicted model, not a curated record. Lineage: Eukaryota; Viridiplantae; Streptophyta; Magnoliopsida; Poales; Poaceae. Bases 96 to 779 code for a protein of 227 amino acids.
CCCAAUUACCCCCACUGCUCGUCGUCUCUCACCAAUCUCGGGCGCCUCGGCCUCGCCGCUGCACAGACGCCGGAGACGACGGCGGCGGCGACGAGAUGACGGUGUUCCACUUCCUCAACUGCGCCUUCCUCACCUUCGGGCCCCAUGUCGUCUACUACUCCGCCACCCCCCUGUCAGAAUAUGAUACCAUUGGCACUUCUGUAAAAGCGGCUGCUGUUUAUCUUGGAACUGCGCUUGUAAAGCUUGUUUGCUUAGCAACAUUGCUCAAAGUACCUGAGAAUGAUAGCUUUGAUCCCUAUCAGGAGUUAAUGAAAGUUUUUAUUGGGUUCAUAGAUGUAGCUGGACUAUAUUUUGCUUUGACACAGUUGACUCACAGGAACAUCUCUCAGAAUCAUAAGUUCCAGGCUGUUGGUCUUGGUUGGGCUUUUGCUGAUUCAGUUCUGCACCGACUGGCACCUCUCUGGAUUGGGGCAAGAGGGCUUGAAUUUACAUGGGAGUACAUAUUUCAAGGAAUCGAAGCAAAUGCUAAUCUUGUGAUGACCCUCUCCCUUGCUGCAUUAGGAUCAUUGAUGUGGCUUAGGAAGAACAAGCCUAGGACAUUGGUUCCAAUAAUUUAUGCUUGUGCUUUGCUCUUGGCAACAAUGCCAUCUAUCACCAGUUACUUGAGAAGAUCAUUGGAGUGGCAGACACCGAAGGUGGUUGGCUUUGAGCUAUUCUCCUCACUUGUGAUGGCUUUCAUCAGCUGGCAGCUGUUCUCAGCUUGUCAGAGACCGACAUGACGAGUCAACGAUACCAAUGUCAAUUUUACCAAUGAUUUGACGCUCUUGAAGAUGCCUCCUGAUGUACAUCAGAAGAAUUAGGAUGAUCCUUUGAGUUGAGCCCUUCGCUGAAACUUUUCUUGGUCUUCGGUUAUAGAACAUUUUACUUAGAAUCAUCUGUUGUGAGCUGUAGAGCAGAAACCCAUGCCUCAAACGAGUGAUUCUGUAACAGAUGCUCUUCUAGGCAUUUGAGCUGAAACAUUUUUUUUAAUCCUGCUGUGCAUUUUAAGUCCUGUUCAAUCA